AUUGUGCCAGAAGAAAAUAUGAAGACUACAAAGGUAUCGCUCAGCAGAGUGAAUUAUCUUCGCAUUGAUAUUCACUUAUUUUGCGUCAGCUAAAUCUGAUCCUGAACUGAAUAGGGUAUUUGAAAAUCGAAUGAAAUAUGGGAUUUUGUACAAAACCUCAUAAGAACACUAGUCAUUGAGACCCUCCAAGGUGGUACGAUUGGCAAGUCAACAGUUGUCAUGCGAAGUGUAUAUAUGUUUCGGAUAUUAUUCAUCGGAAAUGCAAGGGCGGUAGUUAAAAUUCGACGAAAAGAAAACGACAUCGCUAAUAAUGAAAUAAAAGAUGAGAAAACAAAAACACCAAUAAUAAAAUGUAAAAAGCAGAUGUAUAAUUUUUACAAAGAUGAUACAUGUUCCAAAGAAAAACCGAUAUUGGCCAGUCAUGGCUGGAAAAACAGAAAGUCUAAAGGCGAUUACUUCUUUAUAUAUCCUCACAACAAUGAUGUUGCGGAAGCAAAUAAGGAAGUUGGUUCUGAAACAUUUCAGGAUCUUGAUGUAAAUGCUUCUUUAUGUAAUAAUUUAGAACAUUUAAAUAUAUACGAACCUUUAGAAAUCCAAAAGCUUGGAAUACCAAAAAUUCUUCAAGAAUGUAAUGUAUUAAUAGCAGCAGAAACAGGAUGUGGGAAAACAUUAGCUUAUCUUCUGCCAUUGAUAACUAAAACUUUGUUAUGGAAACAAGAAGAAGCAAAAAGAAAUAUAAAUACACCACUAGGAUUAAUCGUAACUCCUUCAAGAGAAUUAACAGUACAAAUCGGGUUGCAACUAAUUAAACUAUCUAAGCACCUUAAUAUUAAAACAAAGAUAGUCACUGGUGGGAGGACAAAAAGGAUGCUAUCGGAUCCUCCUGUGGGAAACAUUGAUAUUCUUGUUUGUAGUUUUGGAAUUAUUAGUAAAUUGACAACGUUUGGUGUAUAUGAUCUCGCAUUUGUAAGAUUUGUUGUGUUAGACGAAGCAGAUUCUUUGCUUCAUUCUUCCUUUGCGACAAAGCUGAAAGUAUUUCUGAAGAGAAUACCGAUUGGAUAUCAUCAUUACAAUACAACUGAGAAUGAAUUUCCUAAUACAGCCCAACUUAUUUUAGUCUCUGCAUCAAUUCCGUCAGGUCUUAAAACUGUGCUGAGCGACAUCAUAAAUAUAAAUUCUUUGGAACAUGUAACAACGGAAAAAUUACAUAGAAUACUGAUUCCACAAAAGUUUGUAAGAUUAAUUUCAAGCCAAAAGCCCAUAGAGCUUGUGAAAUAUAUAAAAAGCAAAACAUUAAAUAAACAGCGUGUAAUUGUAUUCAGCAAUCGAAAUAGUACCUCCUAUUGGAUUUCCAUAUUUUUAAACGAAUGCGGUGUCAAAGUUACAAAUUUAAAUGGCGAUAUGCCAUUACAUAUACGACGAGGAAAAUACGGGGAAUUCCUAAAUGGCAAAACAAUGGUGUUAUCUACAACGAACGGAGGAUCCCAAGGUUUAGAUACGAUAAUGGUUAAUCACAUUUUAAAUUAUGAUUUUCCCUUAGACACGUCCAGCUACAUACACAGAUGCGGUCGAGCUGGCAGAGUAGGUACUAUAGGCGUGUCCAGAGUAACGAAUUUUAUUUCCAAACCGAGCGAAAUCGUCGUAGUUCAAAAGAUUGAAAUGGCAGUUAGGAAAAUGAAACCAAUACCUGUGUUUAACCUUCUGGAUAGGAAAGACGAAGAGGAAGAAGAAACAGAAUACAAUUUUACAGAGGAAAUGAUCGAAGAUCUAGACGAAGUCGAAAAUAUUCCAUACUGAAAUUUAUAAAUUAUGAAUAAAAAAAAGACGUUUGCUUGUUAUAAAA
Bombus terrestris (buff-tailed bumblebee) is the source of this 1843-nucleotide messenger RNA. It is a transcript of the gene Dbp21E2, whose product is annotated as probable ATP-dependent RNA helicase DDX28. The record is from RefSeq and is a predicted model, not a curated record. Bases 220 to 1797 code for a protein of 525 amino acids. Gene Ontology annotation, molecular function: ATP binding; RNA helicase activity; nucleic acid binding. The transcript has 8 exons. NCBI's taxonomy places the organism in Eukaryota, Metazoa, Arthropoda, Insecta, Hymenoptera, Apidae.